AUGUUUCUAGUUUUACUAGUUGUGUUUGUGUGUUGUGGUGUGUGUGACAGCGAGGAGGAUUUGGGAUAUAGUCUUAAUAUUGGUCACGCGAUAGAUGUGUUUGCGAACUACGGUGACCUCUCUCAAGUAACACAAGUUGUGUCAGCUGACUACGAAGAGGACAACUAUGAACCGAUUGAACCGUUCCGAGAGAAGAAUAUCCGAGUCUUCGAGAACUUAAGCAGUAUAGAGACACCUGGUGACACCAUGGUUAGCAUGAACCUGCAAAUCUGCGAGACGUUUGAGGAUCUGCUUCGAGCAUAUUUCAAGCACUUUUACAUAGAAGGUACAGACGUCCCCUGGAAGGCGUUCUUAGGAGAUUGGAUCAAUGACGAAAUCAUGAGAGCCUUCGGCAUUGAAUACGACCCGAGGGCAGAUGACUGCUGCUACGUCCUGGUCACGAUCACCAAGGUGAAGAACAGGGUCAAAGUUAACACCCUGGACACUGUCAAAGUCAAAGAUUACGUGCAGAGAGCUAUUGACCAGCUAAACGCAACCGAUUCUACGGAAAUUAGACGGUUUAUGAAAAGCUACGGGACACAUUACAUUGACUCUUAUGUUACGGGGAAUUUUAUUUAUCAAGUAUUUAAAUACAAAAGGAGUGGGUACAAUACGCUUAAAUCCUUUAUAAGAUUAAGAGAACGAAGAAGAUCAAACUCUGAUUUGAGGUUCUACUUUUCAUCCCUCUUUCUGAAACAAGUUGGUGAUAUUAGAAUAGCAAGCGGCAACAAGACAGUGGAAAAAUGGGCGCGAAAUAAUUUAAGAGACAGUCAAUAUUUAUUUUCUAGACCUAGUCUUUUAAGACUACAUUACAACAGGAAUCUAGCAUUCAAAUUGAAUGAAAUGUUGGACACUGGGGCGUUAUUAAGUCUUAAUUUGAAGACAUUAAAACCAUUGUUUAAAGACAAACAAAUGAGCGAUAAAUUCGCGGAGGUAGUGGAAAAUGAUUUAAAACUUUGGGAGGUGAAUGCCUAA
Molecule: messenger RNA, 1014 nt
Organism: Leptosia nina
Lineage: Eukaryota; Metazoa; Arthropoda; Insecta; Lepidoptera; Pieridae
Source: the annotation of a GenBank genome assembly